This is a messenger RNA of Anopheles stephensi (Asian malaria mosquito), 13973 nucleotides long. RefSeq lists its product as uncharacterized. NCBI's taxonomy places the organism in Eukaryota, Metazoa, Arthropoda, Insecta, Diptera, Culicidae. The coding region runs from base 1483 to 6411 and encodes 1642 amino acids. Gene Ontology annotation, molecular function: calcium ion binding. The record is from RefSeq and is a predicted model, not a curated record. The transcript is spliced from 18 exons.
UGUCUACCAGUCUACUACGUAGAAGAAACGGGUUUGAGCCUUUUUCCUGUUCGUUUCUUUGUAUCUCUGUGUGUGUGUGUGUUUCUGUCAAAGAGCGAACGUAGCGGGUUCGGUUGGCGAUUUUGCAUCAGUUGGAGUUCAUCUUUCGUGGCGUACAGAGGGCAAACGUUGUCUCGUUCGGUCCGUUGUGUGCGAACAGAGUUUUACUAUCCUUCUCCGGUCGUGCAGCAGUGUGUGCGUGUAUGGGUGAUCGCGUGUCCGUAUACUUUAGGCCAGUGGUUGACGGUGUGCGCGAGUACUAAGCAUUUUUUGUUGUUUCUUGAUGUUCAGUGCCAUUAGCGUCACCAUGGCUGAAGGGUAGCCGCUUAUCGGUUGAUCGGUACCGAGACGGUUCCGUGAGCGUAGUGUUUGGAUGCGCGAGGUAAGAACCGUUUGCGUGUGCUCGUGUACUGUGCGUGCGUGUGUAUGUGUGUGUGUGUAGGAUAUGCGUCAAGAGAAGCGUGGGGACCGGGGGAAUCCUGGUGCUGGUGAUGGUGGCGGUGGUUUAGUGUUUCCGAGUGACGGAAUUCUUAAUGUGCGGCAACCGGAAGUGAGGGAAAGCAGAAAAUGAAACAAAAUUAAGGCUAGCUAAUUAUUUACACCGUCACUGUGCCCCGUGCCGUAUCACUUGAUGGUGUAGUAGUAAUGGAGCAGGGAAUAAUUACGAAGUGGUGCUUCGGUUGGAAGUUGCGAUGUAUCAAUGAGCCAAGCGGGGUACAGUACGAACGGCCUGCUAUGAUGUGUAAGUGCGAUGAUGGAACCGGAAGUUGAAGCUCAAAUUAUCAUGGCACACUGUUUUUUUUUUGUUGCUGUUCCUUGACAGUUUGCCAGGUGUGAAAGUGUGUGAGCGUGAAGUGAGCAUACCGAAAGCGUGUCAAGUGAGAGAUGCAAUCCGAAAAAAAUAAAAAAUAAACCAGAGGACCAAGAAAAUAACUUCACUGGAAAGGGGUACUUUGGGAAGAAUCGCCGAACGGAUCCUUACCAGAGUUGAAUGGCUUACUGUGAAGCAAUAAUUAUAAUGAUCGUGAACAAGUGAUAAAAAGGUUAAGUGAAGUGGUGCAUUUAAAUUCAAACAGGCUGAAAACCAAAAAAAAAUCGGAUUGAAAGUAUGAUUGUGACUGUGGGAAUGGGUUUCAAUUAGUUCGAAAUAACUAGAAAGUGAAAAUUGAUUGAAGCGCAAAAAAAGGAGGUUCAAGAGUGAGAGGUGAAUCGGUGAAAAGCUGCUGCAUACGAGAAAAGCCAUCAAGUGGGUGAGUGCCCUGUUUUCCACUUACUGUGCUUGUGUGAGCGUGUGACCGUGAGUGUAUGUGCGGUGGUUUUCGAAGAAAAGUGUAGCGAAGGUGAGUUCGGCGAAUAGAAAAUCGGUUAAUAAUUAAUGUGCGUGUACGCUGGUAGCAGAUUAUAGCAGUGCUUUUCGUGAAGUGAAAUCCAAUCCAGUUAACGAUGUGGCUGUUUGGAUUUUUGUUGAUCGUCAUCGUGUGCGCCGCCAAGUGUACCGAGGCGGACAUUUCCGUGGAAGCCGCAUUUCAAGGACGUUGUGGCCACGGGAGUCCUUGUGAGCAAUUGUGCUACGAGCUGCACGAUGGCAUGUACGAAUGCGACUGCUCGGAGGGAUUCGAGCUGAACAAAAAUGGCUAUAGUUGCCAAGAAAUCAAUUCUACCUCCAGCGAUGAUAACGCAUCGAACGGUGAGGAGGACGUCCUUUAUCAACGCGGUGCAUCAUUCAGCGCCAAGCUCGACAUAUCCGACCUGCACAUAUCGCUGAAACCGUUCGGCGAGGAUGACGAUGAUGAGGAUGGUGCCACCGGCAACGAAUCAAAGUCGCAGCCCAGUCCGUCCCACCAGGGAACGGCCAAAACGCUAAAACCACCCGCGAACCCGAACAGCAUCGGUGAUGAAUUAGCGCGAAGAAAGGCAACCCGUAAUUGGAAACUCGAACCGUCCGCGAAGCAAUCGCCGAAUGCGAAUGAGGCUCGCACGUCAAGCCGCAGGGAAAAAUUCAUCCAAAACGAUGGCAUCCCUCCAUCGCUGGUGACUGCGUACGGUGUGCGACACGAGCAGCAGCAGCAGCAGAAGACUUCCGGUUCCGGGGGUGACCGGCGAAAGUUUAACGCACAGUCGGCUGCCAGCGGACGGGGUUGGUCGCCGGUCGGUGUUGAUGAUGCCACUGGCAGCUCCAAUAUGCCACUGGCGAGUGAUAUGGAAAUCAGUGGCAUAUCAUUACACACGCCCGUUGCCGGCGGGGAUCGGGGUCGGUGGCAGCGGGCAGACGUACCGGAAAUGGUAACGUCAGCGGCAUCAGCUGCACUGUUGGCGGUUGACGAUGAUGAUGAUGAUGGUGCAUCGGAAAUAAGGGCGCUACCGUUGGUGGCUGGUUCGCAGGAGGAUGGUGGGACGCAGCGGGACGGGCUGCUGGAUGGGCAACGGGAUGGAAAAUUACCUCCGGAGGCGAUGGGGCGCAGUGUCGUGAGUCCCCAUGAACCUGUCAUGCCAAGCGUCAGCGAUGGUUCGGCCAUGCAGGGCUCGGAGUCGCGCGAUAAUGCAACGCAACAAACAACAGCCGGGGACACGGCGAUAAGUCAACCGUGCACUCUCGACUGUGGGCCUGAAGGAACUUGCCACGUAUCAGCGGAAGGAUCGUCCCCCACGAUGCGCUGUCUGUGCACGUUCGGAAAAAUUGGACCGCGCUGUGAAGAAGACACCAAAGUAAACACUCCACGGUUCAGCAAACAUUCUUGGGUGGCAUUUCCAGCGCUGAGAGGAGCCUACAAGCAUGUCCAGCUACACGUCGAAUUUCGACCCGAAUCGUUUGAUGGAAUUUUACUGCUGACCGGCGAACGGGACGAUUUGACCGGUGACUUUAUGGCGUUGCUGCUGCAUCAAGGAUUCGUCGAGUUUUGGUUUGACUGCGGUUCGGGCAUGGGUCGCGUCAAGUCGGAGGAAACGAUCGUCCUCAACCAAUGGAACACGAUUACCAUCUACCGGCAUCGUUGGGACGCGUGGCUCGUCCUUAACCAGGGCAACCGAGUGCAGGGCCGAUCGAAGGGUCUGUUCUCGCGCAUCACCUUCCGCGAGCCGGUGUUUCUCGGUGGAUACGGCAACAUCACCGGGCUGGACCGGAAGCUUCCCGUCAGCACCGGCUUUACCGGAUGCAUACGAAAGUUUGUCGCUAAUGAUCACGAUUACAACUUCCAGCAGGGCGCACUUGGCGACGUGUCCCAUGGUUUCGAUAUCCAGGAAUGCAUAACCGAUCGGUGCAGUCGCUACCCGUGCCAGCACGGGGGUAAAUGUCUGCCGUCGGAUGACGGUGCCAUCUGUCUCUGUCCGCUGGGAUUUGGCGGUGAUUUAUGCGAGAUGCGACUGGAUUUACAGGUGCCUUCCUUCAACGGAUCCUCGUAUCUACGAUAUGCCCCACUUGGUGACAGCUGCAUAAUAUGGUUUGAGCUAAAGAUCAUCAUCAAGCCGCUGCUGGAGGACGGGCUGCUGUUAUACAGUGGGCACCACGAGUAUGGUGAUUACAUUUCGCUCUGCCUCAACAUGGGCUACGUCGAGUUCACGUACGAUCUGGGCAGUGGGCCAGCAACCGUCAGGAGCGAAUUCCCUCUUACCAUGGGACAGUGGCAUACGAUAAAAGUGUCCCGAACGUCACGGUUAGCAGUGCUGAAGAUUGAUCAGCUGCCGGAAGUGAUGACGGUGUCGCCCAACGGAUUCUGGCAUCUUUCGCUACCGCACAGCCUUUACCUCGGCGGCAUCCACAACGUGCACACGCUGCCGACGAGCCUGCGGGAUAAGGGAUCGUUCGCCGGUUGCAUUCAGAAGGUCGACAUUAACGAUCGGACGAUUGCAAUCAUCUCGGAAGCGCUCGGCGGUUCGAACGUGGAAAACUGUCCACAUGCCUGCGUCGCACGACCGUGCGGCCCGCUCGCGAAGUGUGUCCCCAACCUGGACACCUACGAAUGUCAGUGCAAUCCGCAGAACCGUCAGUGCAACAAGGCGGAGGAACUACCGUCGGAAGUAAUUGAAAAGCAGCAACGGUUGCUGAAGCGCAAACAGCAGCAGCAGGAACAGACCGAAUCGUCGCAGCGCCCGCUGAACGCAUUGUCGUCCGUACGUCCGGGCAUCGCAUCCGACCCGCCCGGCCCGUUGCCGUUAACGACCCUCCCGGGAUCGACCUCAAUCUCGACAACGCAAGCCCCACUGGAAGACAGUACUUUGCCGCAUGAUAAUAAUCCGGCGGAUGUCGGGGACGGUAGCUCGGAGGAGAGUGAUGAGGGAUACAAUGACUACUACCAGAAUGACGCGGAUGAGGACGACGACGAUGAUGACAGCUAUGGCACACCGGGAAUGAGCACUGGAAGCGAUUACAAUCAACCGAGAGGCAGUAGCAAAUGGACACGCUAUCAAUCGGCUGCGGGUGAAAUAAAAACUGCUUCACCAGCAGCAUCGGCUAAUGAGGCUGAUAAACAGGAACAGUCGCUGGAAACGUCGACCGCGAAACCCGCGACGAUAACGGCGGCGAGCGUCGCCGUCUCUACCGUCGCUAAUGAAAAGAUAAUCGUUUGGAUCGAUCGGCAGAAAUCAAAGGACUCAUUUUCCACGCAAUCGAAUGAUUACGCAGAUUAUGGUGGGGGGGAAAUGUUGGCGAGCGACAGUGGUGAGGUGGCAGCAGUACAAGACACGGCGGUACAAGGUAGCGAAAAGAACGAUUUUGACGUGGGUCGAGGAAAUGCCGGGGUUUAUGAUCCGAGCACCGGAACGAUGGUGGUUAAUGACCGAAAAAUGAUGAUGACGGUGAACGGUGGUGCUGACGCUGAAGGUGAUAGCACGGGUGAUAUGAUGCCAGAUGAUGGCGAUGAUGAUGAUGAUGAUGCGACACGGGACAACCGCAGACCGCAGGUGGAUGUGAGCGAACAGUCUCCGGCCAAACAUCACAAGACGGAGCCGGUGAAGAAGAAUCGGGCCAGCACUGAACUCUACCAACGGCGACGGCCGGAAGCGAAACCGGAGACGUUGCCGACCAGUAGCAGUAAGGAUACGGGCAAGACUGUACCGUCGUCAUCUUUCCACGGUAACGACGACGACAGUAAUAGCGCUGACGAUGUAGCGGCUUACGAUGGUGAUGGGUACGGGAAAGAUUACGACCAACAUGGCGACCGGAUACCGUACCGGCCCGAUUUUCUGCUCCACCGAAAAGGUAGCUGGAGAGCCCGGGCGGACCAUCAGCAUCGGGGCAGCUCGACGCAGCCCGACGGGCGGGGCAGGGCACAGGACGAGCCCGAGAUCGAUGAGACGCUGAUCGAGGAGAUGAACCGGAUUAUGAAAAAUCAUAACGACAACGACAACGACGCGGAUGAGACGCUCGACAGUAGCUUCUGGGGUGUCGCAUCGGAUGGGUUCGGUGAGCCGUCCCUAACGCAUCACGACUACGAUCCGGAUACGGACGGUGGGGAGGGUCACGAUGAGGACGACGACGACGAUGAUGAUGGUGAUGGUGACCAUCACCACCGUCCACAUCACGACCAUCAUGAGCCACGUGCUCCCGGCCAUCAUCGCCGUCGUAAUGGAGUUUUGGAGGAGCAAGGUGACAGCGAGGGACCGAGCGAAUCCAGCAGCUAUGGUCCACGAAAUCGUUACGGACUACAGCGGGCCGGCCAGCAGCACCAGCACCAGCAGCAGCAGCAGCAACACGAACAUCAACAACAAGAGCAACACCAACAGGAAAAGCAACAGCAUCAACAAGCACAGGAAGACCCACGAAACGAGGAGGACGACAUCCUGCGUAGUAUAAAGUACAAAAACAAAUACUUCCGGAAGUAUCAGGGCGCGUGCUUUACCGGCACGGACAGCUACUUUCACUACAGUGACGCCGAAACGAUGCGGCGUGUCAUUAGCUACGAGAUUGAUUUGAAUCUACGCUUCAAAACGCACUCGGCGAACGGGCUGAUCCUCUGGACCGGGCGGCACAGUGCGCUCGAGGGUGACGACUUCUUGUCGCUCGGCAUCGAAAAUGGGUACCUUCACCUUCGAUACAAUCUCGGUUCGGGGGAAAUAAAUAUCAAAUACAACGCGACCAAAGUCAGCGACGGACUAUGGCAUCGAGUUCGAGCGUUAAGGAACUCGCAGGACGGCACGCUGAAGGUUGACGGUGGUAAGCCAAUCACCAGAAGAUCUCCCGGUAAGCUAAGGCAGCUCAACACGGACACCGGGCUGUAUGUCGGUGGACUACCGGCGGCCGCUCAUUACACCCGCCAAAGGUACCGGACCGGGAUGGUGGGCUGCAUCUCGGAGCUGAUACUGGCCGGCGAGCUGCGGCUGAACUUUGACGCGACGAUACUGGGCACGGCACACAACGUCGAACCGGGCGCCCCAUGAAGGUAGAUGUCGCAGGUGCCUGCCGCCGUCCGUCCCUAGAUGCUGGCCACCGGGCGUCGCUUUUUGCCCGCGGUGGCCACCGCCGCCUGUGGAGCGUAGCGUACCGAGCGUAGCGUAGCAGUACGUAGUAAUCACCGCGGCAUCCCACCAAAGCGAAUUGGUCGUCGGUCGUCCGUGUGGACAAUUAUGGUGUAUAGACGGGAAUGUUUCGCACCAAAACUGAUUAUAGGUUAUAGGCUAAACAAAGGUAAAUAAUAUAAAAGGAAGAAGAGCAACAAAAAAAAACACACACACACACACGAGCAAACAAAUAGGAAAAGCUAAACAAACCAAAGUGAAGUAAUAAGUUGCUAGUGAAGUAAGUAUAAAGUGAAAAACUCACACACACUAACACGAACACAAAACGUCCACGAAGAGAGGAAAAGGGAAGGGACAGAAAAAGAGAAGAUAAAAAAAGGAAGGAAGAAAAUGAGCGAUUAGUUAAUUUCUCUGUGUAUAGAAAAGAAAACGCAAGCGAAAAUCAUAUUUAUUAAUGACACACACACAUACACAAAACCAUUGUAAACAAAAGCUGGCGUAGAGGGAUGAAAAAAAUAUGGGGUGUGUGCGUGAGUGGUCGUGUAGGACGAAAAGAAAGGCCCGUACAAGAAAGAGAGAAAAAAUAAAGAAAACAAUUACCACUAGCAGAUAAACAUGUGUGAGUGUGUGUGUGUGCGUAUGAAAAUGGAAUGAACGUGAACAAAAGAAAAGCGAAAAGAAACAACAAGGAAAAACUUUAAUCAACCACUAGCAUUAGCAUUAUGAAUGGGUAAAGAAUCGAAUGAACGAACGCGAAAGAAGUUUGCAGUGGUAAUGCAAAAAAACGAACCCGAAAUGUGGCGCAUAUGUGAGUGUUAGUGACGUACGUAUAAACGCAAACACCGAUUUUAGCACGUAAUAGUUUUUGUACUUGGAAAGCAAAUGGCGCCCGAUCGAGAGGAAUAUUGGAGAUUGGGAACAGGAGUGCUUAGAGGGAAAGAGUUAAAGGUAAGUGAAAGUAAUGAUUUCCUUUUUUGCUUUUGAUUUGAAUUUUGAAUGUUUUUCCAAAAAAUCGAUCCUAAUUUUUUAUUCAUAAUCUAAACCAGUUUAACUUAUCCUUUGUCUCACUCUUCUUGGCCAAAUGACGUCUGCGGUCAUGCCUGCCGUAUCUGGCUUACUACGGGGGAACGGUCCGGAUAGGAUUUGAGCUCUGUAUGAAGUCCGUUGUACCCUAUAUCACUAGACCGCCCUACUUAUCCUUUAUUAUGGAGGGGUUUUCAGUUGAUAAGACAAUAGCGUCCAUUUUUCUGGUAGGCUUCUUAGAUGGAUUGGCAAACAAAGCUAGUUGAUAUGGAAACGGCUUCAAGUGAGCGGGACAUCAAACUCCUUUUAUUGUGAUAUCCUCAGAUGAUAUUGUCAUAGUAGCCGCUGAUAUUGCACGCACUUACCCGAGCGCUGAAAGGACGUGCCAAUGUCAAUAUGAUUCAUUGGCCGACUCUAACUAUUGAUUAAAAGCCUAUUUGACGCAUACCUUUCAGGUCAGGAACCUGUUCGUUUGCGAUCUAAGGCUCUAUGGACCUUAACCUAGGCCUCGACUUCAUGAAGCUGUUCAAACAUCCCAAAAUUGGCACACAAGGUACAUAUAUUCGUUAUUCAGAAUGAUUCACAGACUUAUAGGAGUCCUUAAUCUCUUACGCAAAGAUUUUCACUGUAUGACGAAUUCGCUGUAAUCCUAGUAGGUCUAAUUCUUCUUGUGCUCCAAUUCUUGAUGAUUGUUUUGUCUUUAGGCCUAUUUGUAAGAGGCCAUCCUAGGCGGUAUGGGCACUAAACUCGACUCUAGCGAGAUCCAUUAUUGGAAACCAACGUCUGGAAUUAUCUAAUGCAUCAUAAAAUUCUCUUAAUAAGCGUCUUCUAAUCCUACUAGUUUUCUGGAAAUUAUUACAAUUAAACAUUCAGAACAAUUGCUGCACUGUUACCUACAGAGAUUUUUCUUCCUUCUCAGUAUUCUGAUAUCUUCGAUUUUUCUUCGAUGGCUCACUUUCAAUCCAACCUCUAGUACUUCUCGUGAAGAUUCUUGGUAGUACUACAUCAAGACUCCUUCUCCUAGCAUGAAACGCAAAUAAAAAACCAUUUCGUGGUAAAGAUUCCCCCUGUUUAUUUCGCCUCAAUCGAUUUCAAAAAGCGAAACAAAGCUAGGCUAGUCUCUGAUCAAUAACCCCAAGAACGUGCAUGGGUUAAACAUUUAUUUUGUUGCACUGGAAACCGAUCAAUUCCAGUCCUUUUUUCCUUACAUGUGACAUUUUAAUGAUGAACUUCUUACAAAAAAUCCACCUUCCAUGAUAUUUGGUUUGCUACUGGAGUCAACUUUUUCUCCGUCCAUCCAUUCGAUAUCUCUUGUCCCAUCCUGUGGGGUGGGUGAAGCUUGACGAAAAACCCCCCGAACGGAUAUUACGAUCAACGCCCACAUGCACAACAUCCGACAGGGCGGGCUGCUUUUUUCUUCGUGCGUCAGUCAAGCGCACAAAACCCUGAAUAGGACAUCCAGCAAACCAAAACAUCCACGCAAAUCGAUUAUCGUAAGCGCUAUCAAACGGAUGGAAAUAGAUAGAGCGGUGAACGGUUGACAGUGAUCCAGUUUCUGUGGACCGGACUCUUAUUUUGUCACCGUCAUGCAAAAGGAAACAAUGCAUUCAAAGGAGAAGGAGUGCUCGCAAUUGUUUGUAGCAAACACACAUACACGGUCGCGUGACAAUGGACAGCUGUCAGCGUAAUGUGUAAUUUAUCAAGCACGCAUCGGACACGCCAGCCGUUCGGGGCUGUCGGGGAUCGAUUGCGGUUUUCUUGCACCUGGAACGAUAUAUUUCGACUGGCAGCAAACGAAUGUGAUGGUUCGUUUUCGAUUGGCAUUGUUAAGAAGAAAGCCGCUUAAAGUGCUUAAAGAACUAGCAACGAAACGGGCUUUUCCUUCCUUGGUAGAAUACGGCCGAACGCUCCUUUACCCAGGGUGAAAGCCAGCCGCUCUAAUGCAUUCUCAACUUUUCCAAUAUUCCAACGCUAGGAAGAUAAAAAAUUUCAUAAGUGAGCAUUAUAAUUUUUAAUCUGUACGCUCUCAGGGACCCCAACGAAAAAAAUAAAAGAAAACUAGCGAACGAACCAAAAUUCACUUUAGCGAUGGAGGCGCCUGGUCAGUUUCAUUGUUCGGUGCUGGUUUCUCUCUCUCUCUGUAGCUAUCCGUUUGUGGGCUAUUUUAUGGAGCUGAGGAGAAACUUUUUACUCUUCUUCCACCUUCCCUUUCCCACCUUCCCUUUCCCACCUUCCAACCCGCCUAGAUAACGCAAUCUAAUCAACCUGGAGACUUGUACUGCACUGUCUCGACCGAGCACGGCGCUGGUAAAAGCGAUCGAAAAUGAGUUUGACGACCACGCACCUAGUUUAAAGGGUGGUUGGAGUACUUUUUUUGCAUAAUUUCCACUCCACUCACCUCCCUUCCCACCCCGUUUACAGGAAACGAAACAGCUUUCCAAGGGGGUUUAAAAGUUGUCUGCGCCGAGUGACCGAGUUCGCAUCAAAUUGACUUGCUGCUAUUUUGAAUUCAUGGAUUAACUGAUACGGAUUAAAAAACUUAGCAGGUUACGAGGGGUUUUUUCUUUUCUUUGCCAGCUCCGGGAAACUGGAAUCAUAUUAAAGUUCAAACACGGUCGCCCGGAUGCAUGGUAGUGGGUCGAAGGAAGAACUUGCGCUCUCUCUCUCCCGGGGGAGAAUAUUGCUCGAGAAAAGUUGGCUAAAAGUUUAUGUGCUAAUACUUAUAUGGAUUGAUGGGACAAGUUUCUCGGUUGAUGUUGGUAGUAUGAUGCAUAUAAUACGCGCCAGACGAAUAUUUUGAGAACACGGGACAAGAAAAUGCAAUACAAUGCCGUUUUUUUCCUUCCUCGCAAUUCUCGUGCUUUGCUGCUUCAUGAUGAUCGAUUGUAGGGAAGGUAUGCAAAAAGGACCAAGACAAACAGGGACCGAUAGGUGUUACAGGAAAUGAAAGCUUACUUCCAUCUACGAACUAGAAGCAUAACCUUUGGGGUUUCUUCAUGGAAACGACCUUAAGCCCUCGAUCUGAGACGCAUUUCGUUCGGGGAAAACUUGCAAGGAAAAGAGCUCCAAAAUCCAUCCAAUUCUACCGUAAAAUGAACGCUUUUAGUCAGCACAAAAGGUAGUUUGAGGAAACAAUCCACUGGUCGUGUGUGCAGACGCGUCCAAUCUAUAAACAAUGACGCUGCCUUACCCAUUGCAGCUCUGCUUGAAGCAGGCUAUAAAUUAAGACGAAAAUUUAUACGCACGUAUGAACCCGAAGCAUUAUUAACGGUGUUUUUCAUUCCAUGCCGGAAAAAGGGACCGUCCCAUGCCGGAAAAAGGGAAGUUUCGAGGUGGAUGCGAAGGAUGUGAAAUGUGAUUUAUUAUCGUUCGAUGGCAGCGUUCUAUCUAUCGGGAGCGUUUGCCAAAGUUCAGUCGCACGACGGCACGAAGGUUAGAUUUAAUUAAAAAAGGGUUUGGGAUGCUGCGCCGAGGCUGGAUGGAUGAGGGGAAAAGCUGGCCGGUGCCGUGCGGCGUGCCACAGAUUUAUUCGAUCGAAAGCAGCUUGUGUGUGUGCCGCAAGAAUGCAGACUAGGGCGAAGUAAGCGAAGCUUGUCCGAAUAGACGGAUGUGAUUGUGAUCAAUUUAAAUAUUUCAAUUCUUGUUGAUAGCAGAGUUAUAAUACUUUAACAACUUUUUGUUAUUAAAUAUUUAAACUGAUUCCUUUAGAUUCUGUUCUAUUUUUUAAUUUUAUUUUAAAGGGAAUGGUUCACUUUUCUCUUACCUUUGAGCUCUUUCCUACAUAAAUCUACCAAGCAAAACAUCCCCAAGCGCCUGUGAACCGCAGUAGAAUAAACAAUCGACCUCUUUUCAUCUCUUGCGACCCGUCCCUAUCGUCAUCCCAACCGCCUCCCUUCAUUCCCCGAACGCCAAUCGUAAACAGCAAUCAAAAUUCGUCAAUUCUUUUCUUUGCCUUUGCCUGCAACGAACUUAAAAAAACGGAAAAAUGGGACGCUCUCGCUCUCUCCUUCGCUAGGUUAAUCAAUUAAGGUAAUACCUUAAUUCGGAAAAAAUCCUUAUCAAACGCAAGCAAUUUCCUAAAGUGUGCAUACGGUGCGCAACAUCCAUAGCAUUAACACAGGAACAGGAACAAUAAAAUGGAACCAUCAUCAUAUCAGGGUUUGAAGUUGGGAGAACAAAAGGCAAAACUCUUCAAACCGACGGUUUAAUUGGCGAUUAUUAGGUGUUUUUCAUUGUGAAGGAUGCAUUUUUUUGAUUGAUAUAAUGGUUUAAUAAAAAGGAGCCUUCAAGCGUGAAAAAAUAGCGCUUUAAUCGCCGGGUUGGAUUAAAGGAUAAGUUCUCUAUAUGUUUUUUUUUGUUAUAGGGUUGAGUUAAUUUAAAAAAUAUGUUCCCUUUUCUUAUCAAAUCCGGCUAGAAAUAAAUUGUUUUACCUGCUUUACAAUGCUUCUCAGGCCAUGAAACAAGUGUCUUAAUAUUUAAAACAGCCGAAUAUUUGAGUUAUAACAACUAUCCAGGGGCUCGAAGUGUAUGGUCGAACUUUUGAGUCACUCGAUCGAAUGUUUCAACUGGAUAGUAGAAUAUUGCAAUCAUUCAAUGGAUUUAUUUCUUCUUCCUCCAUGGCACUACAACCUGAAGAGGUCUCGGCCAUUCAUUUCUAGCUUUCUAUGACUUAAUUUUACCCGUAGUAAAGUAGUCAGCCCUACGUACGGGGAGGUGAUUUGAACCCGGUCCGGCUGGGGUUGCAUUCUGUUGGGGGAAAUUUGCAGCUAGUGGACCUGUUCAAUCAGCUAUGACUUAAGGAAGUAGCUAAUAAAACAACAAUGUGAAUGAGAGGACAUGGUGAUGGUCAAACAAUCCAAAUACCAUUUUGCAAUUUUAUAAUUUACCUAGAUUGGAUCUAAACAUUCGGCAGAACAUCCACUGCCGAGAGGCAAAUCUCCAUUGAAUGAUUGCAAUAUUCCCCUAUCCAGUUCAAGCAUUGCAUCGAGUGAUUCAAAGGUUCCAUUAUAUAAUUCGAAUCUUAAAUUGUAUGUUAUACUAUAGUCGCUUAUUGUUUUAAACAUGUGGCCACUUGUUUUUAAGGCUUGAAAUCACCUGAAAUUUAAAUAAAAAAAACCACACAAAGAAGAAAUAAGCAUUAAUUUCUUAAGAAGAGUUUAAGGCACUCCUAGACGUAUGUGUAUGUGCGUGUGUGCGUAUAUGAGAACCGAGUGUUUGUGUGCGUAGAACUGAAAUCCACCCCAUUUUAUGUUUGCUUUUUGUAAGGAGCUAAACCAAAGCUUGAAAAGAAAAAUCUUAGCUUAUUGAAAAAAAAGGUAAGCAAAAUAGGAAAUAAAUGCAGAAACUAACAAAGAGGAGAGAGUUUAUUUUGUAAAUAGUGCAAAACCGAAAAUAAAUACAAACGAAGUGUAUUUGUGAGUGUAUGUGAAACCAAUAGUAGAUUUCAAACUAGGGAGGUAGAAAAAACCGUUGCUGUGCUAUGUGCUGAUGUAAAGACGUAACAAUUACGGCAAUGCACCAAUAAUAUGUGUGAGCGUAACAUGUGUGUGUGUGUGAGUGUGUGCGUGUCUGUAAAAUUUUAGUGCAAAAACCCCGAAUCAUAAUGCUUGUAUAAAUACAUCCAGAGGAAAAAAAAGAAACGAAGAAGAAAGAGGCAACCUAUAGCAAAAAAAAAAGGUUUUUUUUAUAUACUGCAAUGAGACCGGUUGGCUAACCGAAUAAAGAGCGUAUAGGUUUAAAAAAAAUGGAAAGCAAAAAUCCAAACAAGCAAAAAACCAUCGACGCUAUAUAGCAAGCAAUAAAAGAAACAAACGGAACGCGAUAAGCUAGCUAAAACAAACGGAUCAUAAAAAUAAAACGGCAAUACAUAAUGCAAAUACAAUGGUAUCAACAGCGAUAAAAAGGAAUAAACAGAAGAAGAAAAACAUUAACAAAAAAGUAUAAAACAAAGAAAAAAGAAAUGAAAAUUCUUAAAAUAAAACAGAAAAAGCUAACAAAAGCAGUCCCCCCCCCCUCCUCCCCUAUCCCCUGUAUUGUAAAUAAUGCUAGAUACAAAAACACACACACAAAGACACAAACAAAACCAAUUAUUUGUCACCUUAUACAGAAAGGAGCAUGACAAACUGAUUUUAUGAAGGUAAUAAAACAAAACGCUGCUAAGAAAUUAAAGAAAAACUGGACAAGGGCUAAACCAAGAAGCAUAAAGCUGCUGCAAAUCAACCUGCUUAUAUACAACAGUCUCUCUAUAAUGAUAUAUACAUUUAUGUAUUGUGUUUGUAAACAAUGUGUCGCGUAGGAGAGAGGGAAAGGCGGCGGUUAAAAUGGCUUCAAGAAGAAAGCUAACCCCCGGACGAAAAGCGUUUUCCUCUCACGGCAAUGCAAUGCAAUGGACUGGACUGGACAGUGUAGCUUCGAACGAGAGAUAAUAAAAGCAUAUCAUUGCGUGUGGAUUUAAUUUGAAA